AAUCGACCAAAUAGAUCACUAACAAGCACUAAUGUUUCUAUGGCACUUGGUGAAAAUCUGGAAUUUCCAAAAUAUACCUAACUAGCUGGAGGCUCCAGAACGUUUCGAAACUAUCACCUUCAAUCGAUUCAGCAUGUUGAAAUUAGAAGUAUACAUAGAAGAGGAUGAUAAAACAGGCAGCUCGAAGUCUAAAAAUGAUUGUUGACAUGAAUCCGUCCGUUGCGCCGUUGUGCGAGAAUUUGUCACUUCAUUUCGAUUCAGCUUUGUACUUUUCCACAAAAGUGAAAAUCGUGAUUCGAUCCUGAUCGUCAAAUUUAUACCUACCGAUUUUUUGUGUUAUUUUUUAAAAUUUAUACCUACGUUUACGUUAUUGUUGAAAAUGAUCAAUUCUGAUCCUUGAUUAUAACUACCUACUAGUUACUGUUCUUUUAUGUAAUAAGUACUUUGUUUGCUCGUUUUCCAAAUUCACGUACAAUGUAGAUAAUACCUACUUAGGCAUUCGUUUGUAUUUUAAGGAUACCAUUUUUGACCAGCAGCCUGUGCGGGCACGAAGAGAGUGCAUCGUUCUAGAUGUUUUUUCUCGUUCAUUUUCUUAUAUCGAACCAGGUACUCGAAGUUACCAAAUUGUACAUUUUCUUUGUUAUAUAUCUACUUACGUGAUAAUUUUUUUACGUACCAAGCGUAUUGUUAAACUUGAAAGUAAAGCAUGGUUAUAUUUUAUAUAUUUGUUUUUACAUUAUUUAACAAAAUUUCAAUAGUCAACUUCUAGGUACCAUAUACUUGUAAUUUUUUUCUUUUUGAUAGUUUUCAGACAUUUCAUCUGACUUAUAUAGGUAUCUAUAAAGCGGGCAAAAAAGCUCAAUGUUUCAAUAAUUUAUGUUAUACCAACAUGAAACAAGCAUGGCUAAUUAUUUACGUAUUUUGUACCCAUCUUUGGUAUUGGCAUCAUAACUUGUCUAUUCUAAUAAAACAAUUUCUGUUGGUCACAUUUGAUAAGUGAGCCUAUUUCAUUUUCCUCGAAAUCAUGACAUUAUUUGAGACAAAUUCACUCAUGCUCACUAAACGUCAAUUUUAUCAGUUUGCCCUCCACCUCCCUGUUCCGCUGUUCAGGAUGAAUUUUUAUCACACGUAAUAGUUCCUACUACUCGUGAUUUAAAAAAAAGUGACUAAUUACAUAUUCUGUAUUUUAGUGGAAAUUUUUUGUAUCGCUGAUGUAUCAAUGCUUCAUUACUUUCAUUGGUUACAAAAUGGGUUUACUCGUAUAUUAGAUUAACUUGAAUUGAGCAAAUGUGCGAUUAAUGAUCGAUAAAAUAUCGUGUGUUUCGGAUGUGUGCUCGUUUUUCUAUUACCUACACGAAGAUCGAAGUGGUUCAAUAAAAAUAAUAUAAUUGUGUUGCAGGGUGCCAUUUGAUGGCCCUCUUACGUGCAAUUCCAUCUCUUCAGAUACCUGGUUGGCCUGAAUCGGACGAAAGCACCAUGUGGUUUUACCUAUCUCCAUGCACGUUACGAGAAAUGGCUGCGGUCAAGAUGGCCUUACUUUUAUGGCAUCGUAGAUUCAGCGAUUACUCCCUGAGACACAUAACCUCCGCUAAAUGGAUCCAUGCUCAUAAAUCCUUCAGCACCAAAGAUAUGUUCGUGAUACAUCCGAUCAUCGAGAGUCAAAUCGAUCAGUACAUCGAUGUUGUAUCUUCGGAAUUGGAAAACUGGCUGGAUUAUCAUUUAGAAAAGGUAUUUUUCGAUAGCGAUUUACACGAGGUGAUUUCAAAAUGCUACGGCGAAAUUGUAUGCUGCGGUAUCGAUUGCUCCAUUAGUUGGCACGACACAGCCAAAGCUCUUUUGAAAAGUGACCGAUUAACACAAAUGGAGAAAUACCGAAUCGCUUGUUUAUACUGUUUGAAAAACGAUAUAAAACGUUUAUGGCCUUUAUUCUGGAAAAAGCAUCAUAAAGGUGUUUACAAUUCGAUCCUGAAACCUAUUGUAAUGUAUUGGAAUGAUCUGAUGUUGGAUGAAGUACGCACAGGGAUGCCUAAAAUGCCUAAUGUGGCUGUAGAAAAACGAUUGAUCUCCUCUAGUUCGAAAUAUGUUCGGAAUUGGGCUACUGUGUUGUAUUUCUUGAAACGUUUCAGUUCAUUCGAAUGCACUGAUCAAGUAAUCAGUCUCAUAGAGUACGAUGUCUCGUAUGCGAUCCACCUGGUACCCGAAUUGAACGAUGAUCAAGUCCGCAAGGUGAUGAUCAAACGAGGUGUCGCUAUUUGGUACCAUUUCGCUAAACAGUCGAGAUAUGUAAGAUGUGCUCUGCGAGUUUGGUCUUAUAUCCGGCAUUUGAUUUCGGAGAGCGAAUUUUACUCCAUGAUUAGUCUUCUGAUGUAUAGUAAAGCGGCCGAGGUACGGGAAGAAGGGCAGCAGAAGAUAAGAGAACACACAUCGACAGUAUUGUUUGAAAUGUGGAACACUGCUCCGCCUCAUUUGAGGAAGUUUGUCGUCGAUAAUUACGCCGCCAAGGUACUGGACAUUAUGUACGAUUAUAAAAGCGAGAUGCUCAGAAUUGUUAAUCGUGACGCUAGAUUUUUACUGGCCUUAUUAAGCGAUACGGAUUUCCACUUCAGAAACGAUUUAUGGCUACGGAAUUGGUCCAGUAUGAUUUUCAGUAUCCCUCCAUUGUACCUAGACCAACUUAUGAUCGUAUGUUUGGAAGAUCCGGAAAAAAUAUCCAAAUGUAAGAAAGAUAUUGUCAACGGUCCUCAGUACAUUCAAAAGUAUUGUUUUCUUUCCAUAAAAGAAGGAUGUUUCGAAGAUAUCGAUGAUUUUCUCACUGUUUGUUCAUUACCCGCAGAAAAAAAAUUGGAGCAUAAGAAAGAGUUAUUGAGAUCGUUCCGCUAUAAUGGUCAUUUAGUUUUCGAACUGAAAACACUUAAAAAAUGGAAAGCAUUUAGUCAUUAUGUCGAUAGAGUUUAUCAAGACGACGAAUUCGUCAAAAGCUACAAAAAGGAUAUGGUAUUCAGUAGUUCUGUCCGCGAUGCUUUAAACAAAGAGCUAAUCAGUGGCCGAUUGUGGUAUGUUGAUCGUUUCAUCAGCACUUUCAUUACUACCGAGGAUUCUGUCGAGCUCAAAGCUAAGCUUAUGGAUCGAUGUCAGAGUAAUCUGGCUCAAGGCAAGUUCUACAAUUUCGAUAGAUCAAACUGGCAAGAAUUUUUUGAAUGGUGCUCUGUUGGAAAUGAGCAAAAGAUUUCAGAAUUCAGAUCCAAUUUGCCAAUCGAUAGAAUAUUUUUAGUAGCGUUAAAAAAAUCUGUCAAGUUCGUCUCGAUGAAUGAUUUUUUUCGCAAAUGGGCUGACGAUUGUGAUUUCGUGAAGUUGGAUAGUUUCUUGAAGUGGUUUUUUGGUACUGCCGAAGGAGUCAAGUGUUUUAAACUGAAGAAAGUGUAUGUAUAUCAGGGUGUAGAUGAUUUAAAAGCGAAGUUGAAUGUUGAAUGCGAUGAUGUUGUUGGUAUUGUACUCAAAUGGUUUUUUGACGGUAAUUCGACUGAUUUGGAAGAAUGGAAGAAGUUUAGUGAAGAUCCGCAGUUGGCAAAUUUAUCUUCGAAACGUUGAAGUGAAAAAGUGUAGGUACCAUAACUGUGUGAGUGGAUAGGUGUGAAAUAUUUUACGCUUAGUAAUUUAUUUCUGUUUAUAAAAAUGUAUAGGAAAAUUUAAUAUAAUUAUUUAAUCACUU
Molecule: messenger RNA, 3709 nt
Organism: Planococcus citri (citrus mealybug)
Lineage: Eukaryota; Metazoa; Arthropoda; Insecta; Hemiptera; Pseudococcidae
Product: protein Malvolio-like
Exons: 3
Coding region: 1411-3588 (725 amino acids)
Biological process (GO): response to manganese ion; manganese ion homeostasis; metal ion transport
Cellular component (GO): apical plasma membrane
Molecular function (GO): manganese ion transmembrane transporter activity; iron ion transmembrane transporter activity; cadmium ion transmembrane transporter activity
Source: RefSeq, a predicted model, not a curated record